UUUUUAAAAUUCCAACAAUGAUCUACAUUAAUAAUUAUUUAAAAAAUAUUCCUAAAUACUUUUCAUCAAUUUUCCGAUUAUUUUUAAUUAUUUAUUUUGCCCUACAUUUUGUUAAAGCCGAGCAGAGGAUUGUUGAAGAACCUGAGGAUACUGUAGCCAGAAUCGGAGAGACUGUUUUACUUAAAUGUAGGGUUCAAAAUCAGGUAGAAAAUCUUUUAAAUUUCGAAUAA
This is a messenger RNA of Meloidogyne enterolobii, 230 nucleotides long. The record is from the annotation of a GenBank genome assembly. Lineage: Eukaryota; Metazoa; Nematoda; Chromadorea; Rhabditida; Meloidogynidae.